This is a messenger RNA of Myotis daubentonii (Daubenton's bat), 3185 nucleotides long. Its product is annotated as protein mono-ADP-ribosyltransferase PARP3-like. Gene Ontology annotation, biological process: protein poly-ADP-ribosylation; double-strand break repair. The record is from RefSeq and is a predicted model, not a curated record. Gene Ontology annotation, molecular function: NAD+ poly-ADP-ribosyltransferase activity. Gene Ontology annotation, cellular component: site of double-strand break; nucleolus. Lineage: Eukaryota; Metazoa; Chordata; Mammalia; Chiroptera; Vespertilionidae.
GGUCCAAGGUCCCUGGGCACCGGUGGACACGCAUGGCAUGCCGCCUAGGCCCAGGGAGCAGCCCUAAGGGCGCGUCAGCCCUCUGGGCCCUGGCAGUAUGGGAUCCUGUCCACCCAUUCGUGGGACAGGCUGCAGGCACCGGCCUGACCCAGCCUCUGACUCACCGGCCUGGUGACCAGAUAGCUGGAAUCCUACACCACCACAACCCAGCUUUCCCCGCCUCUGGCGAUGGUCAGGAAGUCCCUCCCUACGUCACACUUCAGGCUGACAGAGGGUUGCUAGCGGGGCCCCUAGAACUGGGACUGCCCUGGCAGGUCCUGAUACUGGGCCCGGAGGCCGCCAUCUCUCCCAGGUCCCUGCUUCUCUUAGGUGACCAGAGAGGGGAGGGAGCCACUCUUCCUUGGCCAAAGUGGGCACACUGGACAGGGCCCUGGCCUGACUCCGGGACCAGGGACAAGGCAUCCAUGGCUCCCAAGCGCAAGCCCCCUGCGCAGUGUGAGCGCCCUGACGCGAAGAAGGGCCGGCAGGGGACAGAGGAGGACAACUUCCGCUCCACUGCGGAGGCCCUCAAGGCCGCGCCCACAGAGAAGCGCACUGUCCGGGUGGACGCCUCCUGUCCUCUCAGCCACAAGCCUGGGGCCCAGGUGCACGGGGAAUACGACUGCACCCUGAACCAGACCAACAUCGGGAACAACAACAACAAGUUCUACAUCAUCCAGCUCCUGGAGGACGGCGGGCGCUUCGCCUGCUGGAACCGCUGGGGCCGCGUGGGAGAGGUGGGCCAGUCCAAGCUCAGCUACUUCCCGUCCCUGGAGGAUGCAAAGAAGGACUUCGAGAAGAAAUUUAAGGACAAAACCAAGAACAGCUGGGCAGAGCGGGAGCACUUCGUGGCCCAGCCCGGCAAGUACACGCUCAUCGAAGUGCAAGGCGAGGAGGAGGCCCAGGAGUCCGUGGUGAAGGUGCAGUCCCUCUGCGCCCAGGUGGACGGAGGCCCCGUGAGGACCGGGUUUCAGCGCGUGCGGCCCUGCUCUCUGGACGCACCUACACAGAGGCUCAUCACCAACAUCUUCAGCAAAGACAUGUUCAGUGACGCCAUGGCCCUCAUGAACCUGGAUGUGAAGAAGAUGCCCCUGGGGAAGUUGAGCAAGCAGCAGAUCGCUCGGGGCUUCGAGGCCCUGGAGGCCCUGGAGGCGGCCCUGAAAGGCCAGGAGGACAGGGCCGGUGGCCGCAGCCUGGAGGACCUGUCCUCCCACUUCUACACCCUCAUUCCCCACAACUUCGGCCGCAGCCGGCCCCCGCCCAUCAACUCCCUGGAGCUCCUGCGGGCCAAGAAGGACAUGCUGCUGGUGCUGGCGGACAUCGAGCUGGCCCAGACCCUGCAGGCAGCUCCUGAGGAGGGGAAGGAGGUGGAGGAGGUGACGCACCCCCUGGACCGAGACUACCAGCUGCUCAGGUGCCAGCUCCAGCUGCUGGACACAGAGGCGCCUGAAUACAAGGUGAUCCACACCUACAUGAAGCAGACGGGCGGCAGCGCCAGGGGUCUGGUGCUACGGCACGCUUGGAAAGUGAACCGAGACGGGGAGGGAGACAGGUUCCAGACCCACUCCACGCUGGGCAACCGCAAGCUGCUGUGGCACGGCACCAACGUGGCCGUGGUGGCCGCCAUCCUCACCAGCGGGCUGCGCAUCAUGCCGCACUCCGGCGGCCGCGUGGGCAAGGGCAUCUACUUCGCCUCGGAGAACAGCAAGUCGGCCGGCUACGUUACCACCAUGUCAUGUGGGGCCCACCGCAUCGCCUACAUGUUCCUGGCGGAGGUGGCCUUGGGCAGAGAGAACCACAUCACAGCUGACGACCACAGCUUGAAGCAGGCACCCCCUGGCUUCGACAGCGUCGUCGCCCGAGGCCGCACGGAGCCUGAUCCCACCCAGGACACGGAGCUGGAGCUGGACGGCCGGCGAGUGGCAGUGCCCCAGGGCCGGCCCACGCCCUGCCCCGAGUUCAGCAAUUCCUCCUUCUCCCAGAGCGAGUACCUCAUCUACCAGGAGAGCCAGUGCCGCCUGCGGUACCUGCUGGAGGUGGGCUUCUGAGAGCCGCCCUCAGCCCGGCUCUCCGAUAGACUGCCGUCUCAGUCUUCACCCAGACCCGGUGCCCAUGUCACCGCUUCUCGCUCCCAAAUCUCCCUUCUGUGUCCCAGGCAGUGGUCCCGCCCCCAGGCCCCGACUGUCUGUGCUGCAGCCGCACAACCCUAAGCCCCCUUCCUCUCCACAGUGACCCCCCCUCAACAGCCCACGGCAGCUUGGGCCCCACCCACCCUGGCCCAUCUGUGUCCGUCACUGCAACCACCUGCCACCCCGGAUCACUGAGCUUUCAAAGGCGACCCACGCCAUCCACUCAGACCUGGUGGCCAUCUGGGGACCCACCUGGGGGGUCUGCCCGCUGGCCCGCACGUGGCCAAGCAAACCGAGCAUCGCUCCUGGCUCGGCAUCAACGUGUCUCAGAUCUGCACGGUCUAAACCAGCUGAGCACACACCGAGCGCCCAGCUCUGCCACCGUGAACGAUGCCCGUUAGCACCAGGGGGUCACCCUACCCAGACCCGAGGGCGCGGGUGCUGUGUCUGCUUCUCCCGCUCCAAUCCAACACCACAGGGUCCUUUCCUCUCCCCAGUCCCACACUCACACCUGCUUCUCUAACAGUACGCACCUCCGUUUCCGUCACCAUCAGUCCAUUUACUUGUUGGCUCCACCCCACCCGAAAAGGAGAUGCAGAACCGCCUGCCCAUGUCACCCUGAGCACACGCUUUCUGAGCGGGGCUCACGUUUCACGGUUAUCCUUUUGAGUUUAGAUGAGCAGGGAGUUUGAAACAGGUGAAAUAUUGCUUGGAUCCGUUACUUAGUGUAUCCUUUCGGUGUAGUGAUGCCAUUCAUUUGAAAUACAGGUAGGUUCCUUUGUUCUGCAUCUAUUCACCUUUAGGCGGGCUUUUCCUCAUUUCCACUGACUUAUUUUUUCCAGCACACAGAACAUUAACAUAGUCCCAACUCCAUCGUCCCCAGAGUCUAAUCUAAUCAAAAACAGGAGCUCAGAAGAGACCCCCCUGGCCCUGCACGCCGCCCACCGGCUGCGGGAAGCCAGUUUCUGCCUUAGCCUUCAUGUACUCCUUUUGGCAAAUUAAAAAGCAGCAGUUACA